GUCACUUAUUAUUUUUCAGCAGAAGUAUGGGUGAAUGCAGUACUCUUGGUCAAAACCUGCCAUCAGGGUCAGGGCUGUGUGGCAUCAAAAGAAGUCAUUCCAGUGAUGACAGUGAUGAUGCCACCAUCCCAACCAAGGUCUUCAAAAAUGACAUUUGUAGGUUGAUUGAUUUGCCAGAGCGCCAUACGGAUCCUGGAUCAGAGACUGAAUUUUCAUUUCAGGAAGAAGAAACAGAUUUAUGUUGCCGCAGCAGCGAAACGUCUAGCAGUGAGUGGUCAGAGAGAAAUGCAGUAGGUCGUGUCGAAUUUGAAAUACGGUCACCUAAUGAAGGGCCGAAUCCUUUUGGCGAUAGCAGUACUGCGAGUGAUGCCAGUGUGAACGAGCUUCAAGUUGUUGGGCUUCCACCACCCAAGACAUGGGACAACGCAGGAAAUUCUAGCUGUGGUUCAUCAGGCAGCUCUGACGUCUUUGAUCCCGAAAUCCCGAGAAGAGAUUACUGGACGUGUCUGCAGUGCAGCAACGUGAACAACAGACCUGCAUUCCGAUACUGCGAGAAAUGUUACAAGGUGAGGCGGGACAUGUACCAGCCACGGGUGAAACCGAGGAAGAGAAGAAAGAGGAAGAGCUCAAAGGGAGUGGCCACUGCGAGGAAUUCCAUAGCUAUGAAGGUAGUCAGUGAGAGGACUACAAGCACAAACAAAUUUCAGCCCAACAGUACGAUGUUCAGAGACACUUUUAAAAGCUGUGAUGAUUUGAAAACAUCACCAAUAGCUUUUAGUGGAGUAAAACUGGAAUUGUGUUCCCAGGAGAACAGGGACAGCGGUGUAGCUUGCAGCCAGAGCAGUGGCGUGGCCUGUAGUCAGAGCACAGUUGCCUCUGCCCUGCCGGCAAGUGGCAAAGACAGUGACUCCAGCCUGAGUCCAGACUCUGGUGCCGAUACUCGGGAAUUCCAUGGCAUCAAGCUCUCCAGCACCAGAGAGCACAGUUUGAAAGUCAGCUCACUGGGACUUGACUUGAGACAAAGUGUUGAUGUAGUCGAUUUGUUAGCACGUGUCGCACGUCGAGAAGCUUGUGUGAUUGCCUCACAGUCAAAUAAUUUACAUCAAGACAGCAGUCAAAUUGACUCAUCAUCACAGACAUCAUGUCGAGAUGUUCAAAGAGCUGUUCAUGCUGUGCGGACUUUGUAUAGAAGUGUGGAUAAAGUUGAUGCUGUGGAGCCUUACAUGAAUCAAUGUGUUGAUGAAGUUAACACUGUGAAUCCUUCCAUGAGUCAGGGUGUUGAUGAAGUUGACACUGUGCAUCCUUCGACUGUUCAGGGUGUUGAUGAAGUCGACGCUGUGCAUCCUUCCAUGAGUCAGGGUGUUGAUGAAGUUGACGCUGUGCAUCCUUCCACGAGUCAGGGUGUUGACGAAGUCGACGCUGUGCAUCCUUCCACAAGUCAGGGUGUUGACGAAGUCGAUGCUGUGCAUCCUUCCACGAGUCAGGGUGUCGAUGAAGUCGACGCUGUGCAUCCUUCCACGAGUCAGGGUGUCGAUGAAGUCGACGCUGUGCAUCCUUCCACGAGUCAGGGUGUCCAUGAAGUCGACGCUGACCAUCCUUCCACGAGUCAGGCUGUCGAUGAAGUCGACGCUGACCAUCCUUCCACGAGUCAGGGUGUCGAUGAAGUCGACGCUGACCAUCCUUCCACGAGUCAGGGUGUCGAUGAAGUCGACGCUGACCAUCCUUCCACGAGUCAGGGUGUCGAUGAAGUCGACGCUGUGCAUCCUUCCACGAGUCAGGGUGUCGAUGAAGUCGACACUGUGCAUCCUUCCACGAGUCAGGGUGUCGAUGAAGUCGACACUGUGCAUCCUUCCACGAGUCAGGGUGUCGAUGAAGUCGACACUGUGCAUCCUUCCACGAGUCAGGGUGUCGAUGAAGUCGACACUGUGCAUCCUUCCACGAGUCAGGGUGUCGAUGAAGUCGACGCUGUGCAUCCUUCCACGAGUCAGGGUGUCGAUGAAGUCGACGCUGUGCAUCCUUCCACGAGUCAGGGUGUUGAUGAAAUUGACUCUGUGCGGCCUUCCGCGAGUCAGGAUGCUGAUGAAAUUGACUCUGUGCGACCUUCCAUGAGUCAAAGUGUUAAUGAAGUUGACUCUGCGUGCCCUUGCACAAGUUGGGGUGUUGAUAAAGUUGAUGCUGUUUGGCCUUCUGUGAGUCAGGGUGUUGAUGAAGUGGACACUGGGCAGCAACACAUAAGUCGGAUUGUUGAUGAGGUUGACUAUGUGCAGCAUUCCAGUAAGGGAAGUGUCUGUGAACUGCGCUCUGUGAAAACUCAGACUGAUCUCUGCUUCAUUUCAAAGAGUGACGUUCCAAAAGAAAAGCCCAUUGUUGAUGUCGAUAAAUGUAUGACGUGUUAUUCAAGAUCACUGGAUGGAAUUUUUGUGCAUUCGAAAUAUGCACAUAUGUGCUGUUGCUAUAAAUGCACAGUGAGAGUGUGGAAAACUACAAAACGUUGUCCUCUAUGUAAUUGUAAAGUGAUGAACGUGCUACGCUUGUUCAAAGGAUGUUGAAAAUGUGAGGUGAGGCGCGACAUGUACUUGCUAUGGGUGAAACCGAGAAAGAGGAAGGGCUCAAAGGGAGUGGCCAUUACAAGGAAUUUCACAGCUGAGAAGGCAAACAGUAAGAGGCCUACAGGUGCAAACAAAUACUAGCCCAACAGUACAUCAUUUGGAGGCACUGUUACAAGCUGUGACAGUUUGAAAACAUCACCGGUAGCUUUUAGUGGAACAAAACCGUAAUCGUGUUCCCAGGAGAACAGGGACAGCGGCGUGGCCUGCAGCUGCAGCACAGUCACCUGUGGCCUGCUGGUGAGUGGCAAACACGGCGACUCCAGCCCGAGUCUGGACUCUGGUGCCGAUACUCGGGAUUUCCGUGGCAUCGAGCUCUCCGGCACUGGAGUGAGCAGUUUGAAGUCAGCUCACUGGCACUCGACUCAGUACUGAGAGAUAGCAAUCACAUUGCCUCUGCACCAAAAAUGUUGUCAAGGUGUUGAAAAAGCUAAGUAUGUGCAACCUUCCACAGGUCAGUGUGUUGAUUAAGUUGACACUAAGCAACCAGAUAUCUGUUAUUGAAGUCAGCUUAAUGCAACACAUUUUGGUGCCAUCUAUUGUAGCUGGAGUUUCAACUUCAGAAUCACAAUCAGUGAAGACAGGCUGAUCUGUGCUUCAUUUCAGAGUGACGAUCCAAAAGAAAAGCCGAUUGUCAAUGUCGUAAAUGUAUGACGUGGUAUUUGAUCCCACUGGGUGGAAUUUUUGUGCACUCAAUAACUGCACAUAUGUAUUGUUGAAUGAAUUUCUUUUAUUUUGGCCAAAGGUCACAAAACUUUUGGUCCUUAGAUGAAUGGCAGAAAUGAAAGAAAUUCAUUCUACACUUCCUGUACCACUGCAUCAAUCUGCGGCCAGGUCACAAUUUGUUGUGUGUGGUGGUG
Schistocerca americana (American grasshopper) is the source of this 3466-nucleotide messenger RNA. RefSeq lists its product as uncharacterized. Lineage: Eukaryota; Metazoa; Arthropoda; Insecta; Orthoptera; Acrididae. Bases 27 to 2549 code for a protein of 840 amino acids. The transcript has 7 exons. The record is from RefSeq and is a predicted model, not a curated record.